ACAAGAGAUUAAGUUAGCCAUGCUCUAGUAAAGAUAAAAGAGUCACUGUUUGCUUUAUAAAUAGCAUCCCUUAUAGAAACUCCCUUCCAUUUCUGCAUCUCUCCUGUUCAGAUUUGCAGCAAAGUAGAGAGCAUUAGCAAAAGCCAGAAACUUUAGUUUCUUCCCUCCAUUACCUUCUAUCCCUAUAUUCCAAAACCAGGUGGUGAAGCAAGCUAAGAAUGGAAUUCCAAAGUGAUCAAUCCAGAGAGAUGUCCCCUCAGCGGAAAAUGGGUCGGGGCAAGAUCGAAAUCAAGCGGAUCGAGAACACCACAAACCGGCAAGUCACCUUCUGCAAGCGCAGAAAUGGGUUGCUGAAGAAGGCCUAUGAGUUGUCUGUUCUUUGUGAUGCAGAGGUGGCUCUCAUCGUCUUCUCCAGCCGCGGCCGCCUCUACGAGUAUGCUAACAACAGUGUGAAGGCAACAAUUGAUAGGUACAAGAAGGCAUGCACAGAUUCCACUAAUACUGGUUCCAUUUCUGAAGCCAAUACUCAGUUUUAUCAGCAGGAAGCAUCCAAAUUGCGCCAACAAAUUAGUAAUCUGCAGAACCAGAACAGGAACUACAUGGGCGAAGGUUUAGGUGGUUAUAACCUUAGGGAACUCAAGAACCUGGAAUCCAAAAUAGAGAAAGGAAUCAGCAAAAUCCGUGCCAAGAAGAACGAGCUGCUGUUUGCAGAAAUCGACUACAUGCAAAAGAGGGAAAUCGAUUUACAUAAUAACAACCAAUACCUUCGGGCAAAGAUAAUUGAGACUGAGAGAGCUCAGCAGCAGAUGAACUUGAUGCCUGGGAGUUCUAGCUAUCACGAGCUGGCGCCGCCGCAGCAAUUUGAUGCAAGAAACUACCUCCAACUCGAUGGAUUUCAAUCCACCUCUAGUUACUCCAAGCAAGACCAUCUCCCCCUUCAGUUAGUGUAAUAAUCUGGAAGGGAUCCAUGGUGCCGUUUGUCGCAAAACUAUAUAUAAAUAUAUGGAUAAUAUGAAGUGUGACGACAACCUGGUACGUGUGGCGUCUUCAAGAAAUUUAAGGAGUGAAGAUGGAAGCUGAUGAUGGUUUUAUGGAUAUGAUAUGAUGAUGAUAACGUUACCUCAGACUUGUUAUGUAUUAAUUGGAGACAUAUGUUUUCUACUGUUUUAUGUUUGGUGCUAUUUGAACUGAACUGGGACAUCAUAUUCAAAUGUUUGUGGAGUUAUAUAUAUCUAUCUCUCUUGGCUUGUUUUGUUGAA
Messenger RNA from Ipomoea triloba (trilobed morning glory), 1259 nucleotides. Its product is annotated as floral homeotic protein AGAMOUS. Lineage: Eukaryota; Viridiplantae; Streptophyta; Magnoliopsida; Solanales; Convolvulaceae. Gene Ontology annotation, biological process: positive regulation of transcription by RNA polymerase II. The coding region runs from base 219 to 950 and encodes 243 amino acids. The transcript is spliced from 9 exons. Gene Ontology annotation, molecular function: protein dimerization activity; RNA polymerase II cis-regulatory region sequence-specific DNA binding; DNA-binding transcription factor activity, RNA polymerase II-specific. Gene Ontology annotation, cellular component: nucleus. The record is from RefSeq and is a predicted model, not a curated record.